Coregonus sp. 'balchen' is the source of this 6619-nucleotide messenger RNA. Lineage: Eukaryota; Metazoa; Chordata; Actinopteri; Salmoniformes; Salmonidae. The record is from the annotation of a GenBank genome assembly.
CACACUUCCUGUUCCGGAAUUUGGAAAACUGCACGGCAGGAGCGGGGGAAAAGUACAACAGUGCACAGUGGACCCAUAGGACAGUGAAUCGCAAAGACUCUUCGGGACCUACCCAACUACUUUUGGUGGAAAGAUGUUCUAGUGAUCUGGGUAUGAAAAGCUGGGCCUUUGUCGUCGGCUCUGGGUGACAUGAAAUGCGGCUACUGUCGCUACCCCGUGCCGACUCUACGACCAUGGCCUCGCCACUGCCCCCCUGCACAGCUGUCAGAUACUCUGCCCUGGCAAUCGUCGCUCUUCUCCUGCUCUCGGCGACUGCUGUGAAGGCCUCCCAAGGCGACAAGGAGCCAGUUUACCAAGGCUGUGUCACGCAAUGUGUUCGGACCAACUGCACCGGAGCUCGGCUCAGAGGUUUUCAGUCUACACAGCCGCCUUACAUGGCGCUGACAGGUGAGAGUUUUCUGCCGCCGCCACGUUCUGUGAAGUUUAAAAGCCUGCUAGCUCGCGCUGGGGAACCAGUCGCCAGCCAGCUACUACUAGAGCAGCGUCCACUGAUAUGGUAGCUAGUUAACCAAUUUAGUAAUCAGAGUGGAAAUUAGAAAUGCUUAAAAAACAUAUUGCUGUCAUUAAAUGCAUGUUUGGCUGUUCUGCAUUGUUUAGCUGUUCGUAUACUCAGACAGUGUUUUUUUUGGGUGAUCACUGCAUGAUGUUUUGAAGCCAGUUGAGCAUUUGAAUUGGUGCUGCUAAUGAAUUAUUUGUGAUGCAACAAGCCUUAGCCCCAUGGCUUCUGUCAAAUCAAUUAGCUACAGACAGUCAAUGACCACUAUGGUGUUGUUCCAUCAGAUAAGUUGGCUUACUGCUGUAGAUUGUCAGGAACGACCACUAACUGUCUAACUCCAGCUUUCUGUCCCUUGUCCAGGCUGGACGUGUCGUGAUGACUGCCGGUACCAGUGCAUGUGGCAAACGGUGGGACUGUACCAGGCUGAAGGCUACAGCAUCCCACAGUUCCAUGGAAAGGUAUGUGCCUUGCAUUCUAUGGUCAACCUUACCAUGAGAUCCUUAGUGCAGAGUUAUCCAAUAUCAAUAAAUGGCUUUCAGAUAACAAACUUUCUCUGCAUCUUGGAAAAACAGAAUCCCUUGGUUUUAGUGUCAGUGGGCAACUCUGUGGUUACACCGAAAACCUCAGUCAGCUACCUUGGGUGUGAAUUGAAUAGGUACCUGACUGGUGAGACUGGUCCUGAAGGUUUUAACAAAGAUAAACCAAACAUUUAAAUUCCUAGCUCGGGACCUCAAAAUAUCUUGAUAGUGUCACACUAAGGACUCUGGCAGGUGUGCUAGUUCAGUGUCACUUUGAUUAUGCGUGCACAUCAUGGUUCACCAGCAGACCCAAACAUCUAAAGAAUAAGCUACAGACCAAUCAAAACAAGCUGGUGAGAAUUAUACUUAAACUUAAGGGUUUUAUGCAGCUAGGCUGGCUAUAUGUAGAGAAAAGGGUAAUAUUAAUUCAACUGGUCCAUAGAAUUAUUACUGACUCAGCCCCCAAAUACUUAUCUAAUUAUUUUACUUAUAUUAGAGAUUUCUACCAAUACAACACCAGAGCCAGAGACUCUGUUGCCUGUUUUAUAUUUAAGAACCUAACUGGUAAGAACACCAUUUUAUAUACCAGCACUGUUGAGUGGAACAAACUACCACAGCAACUCAAAUCCAUGCCGACCAUAACAUUGAAAAAUAAUGUAAAAAGCUGGCUAAUGAUCGAGCAAUAUAACAAUUGUUUCAUGUCUGUAUCUAUGGAAUGUGUCUGUAUCUAUGUACUGUAUCAGUAUUUAUGUAAUGUUGUAGUGUUUUUGCACCAUGGAAUUUAGGGACCACAAUUGAAAUGCAGUGCCUUCAGAAAGUAUUCACACCCUGUCUUUUUCAACAUUUUGUUAUUACAGCCUUCAUUUAAAAUGGAUAACAUUUAGAUUUUGUGUCACUGAUCUACACACAAUACCCCAUAAUGUCAAAGUGGAAUUAUGUUUUUAGAAAUGAUUACAAAUUAGUAAAAAAUGAAAAGCUGAUGUGUCUUGAGUCUAAGUAUUCAACCUAUUUGUUAUGGCAAGCCUAAAUAACUUCAGGAGUAAAAAUUUGCUUAACAAGUCAAUAAGUUGCAUGGACAAACUAUGUGUGCAAUAAUGGUGUUUAACAUGAUUUUUGAAUGACUACCCCAUCUCUGUACCCCACACAUACAAUUAUCUGUAACGUCCCUCAGUUGAGCAUUGAAUUUCAAGCACAGAUUCAACGACAAAGACCUGGGAGGUUUUCCAAUGCCUCGCAAAGAAGGGCACCUAUUGGUAGAUGGGUAAACAAUUUUUAAAAAGCAGACAUUGAAUAUCCCUUUGAGCAUGGUGAAGUUAUUAAUUACACUUUGGAUAGUGGAUCAAUCACAGGAGGCUGCUGAGGGAGAACGGCUCAUAAUAAUGACCGGAAUCUAGCAAAUGGAAUGGCAUCAAACACCUGGAAACCAUGUGUUUGAUGUAUUUGAUACCAUUCCACCAAUUCCGCUCCAGUCAUUAUUACCACAAACCCGUUCUCCCCAAUGAAGGUGCCACCAACCUCCUGUGGAAUCAAUACACCCAGUCACUACAAAGAUAGACUUCCUUCCUAAGGAAACUGCUCAGGGAUUUCACCAUGAGGCCAAUGGUGAUUUUAAACCAAAGAACUGAGGAUGGAUCAACAACAUUGUAGUUACUCCACAAUACUAACCUAAAUGAGAGUGAAAAGAAGGAAGCCAGGAUACAAAACAUGCAUCCGGUUUGCAAUAAGGCACUAAAGUAGUACUACAAAAAAGUGUGCAAUUUUUUUUCCUGAAUACAAAGUAUUCACUGACUACCACUCUUCAUAUUUUCAAGCAUGCUGGAUAAUGUGCAAAUAUUGUAAAAUCCAGGUUUGCAAAGCUCUUAGAGACAUACCCAGAAAGACUCACAGCUGUAAUCACAGCCAAAGGUGAUUUUAACGUGUAUUGACUCAAGGGGUUGAAUACUUAUUUAAUCAAAAUAUAUUUUGUUUUAUUUUCCAUUAAUUAAAAUAAAUGUUAGAAUUUUUCAUCCAAUUUUACAUCAGAGUUGUGUGUAGAUCGUUGACUACAAAUGACAAAUACAUUUUAAUCCCACAUUGUAACACAACAAUGUGGAAAAAGUCAAAGGGUGUGAAUACAUUGAAGGCACUGUAAGUCUCUGACUCUUUUGUGAUAUUCCUGUCACGUUUUAAAAAUGUGUGUGUGUGUGUGUGUGUGUGUGUGUGUAAAAUAAAAUCAAUCAACCUCUACGGUUGUGGAACAGUUUGGGGGUACUCAAGGAGAGGUUUGGAAAUUAACCACUAGGCUAUUUAUGGGGAUAAUGAAAUACUAGGAUUCACUUUAUUUAGUCUCACUCUUUCCUUCUUUGUCCUGCUGUCUUCUACAGUGGCCAUUUGCUCGGUUCCUGUGCUUCGAGGAGCCGGCGUCUGCUCUGGCCUCUCUGCUCAACGGCCUGGCCUGCCUUCUGAUGCUGCUGCGCUACCGCAGCUCUGUCCCACGCCAGAGCCCCAUGUACUACACCAUCACCGCCUUCUCUCUGGUGUGUUUGAAUGUGUUUGUUUAGUGAGUGUGUCGUGUGUGUGUGAGUAAGACAGAGGUCCAUCAAGUCUUACACCAUUGUAGCAUUUUCCUGUACAUUGUAAUGUGUGCAUUUGAGUGUCCAGAAGUUUAAUGAAUUUAAGUUUUCAGAAACGUAACUUAAACUUUUUGCUUAUUCAUAUUAAAAUAUACUUAUGUAAACUAGUUUUUAAUAAGAUCUCUUUCUCUUUAUUCAGGUUUCUCUCAAUGCUUGGUUCUGGUCCACAGUGUUCCACACUCGGGACACCUAUCUCACUGAGGUAAUGGUCAAAGCCUAUGUCAUCCUAUCAUUUCAUACAGCAAGUGGUUAAUACAGCAUGUGUUACAAUUAGGGUAUAGCAGUCUGUGAUGCAUAGCAUACGUUGAGAAACCAGGGUAGAAGUCAAUUCCACUUCAAUUCCUGUUGAAUUGGACAUAGAAUUUCUCCAUAGAAAUGCAAUUUGUUUUCUCAUUUGAGUAAAAUUUAGAUAACUGUAUGAUCCUCAGAUUACAUCAGUCCGAUUCAGUUAGACUGCUCUCUGCCACUCACCAGUCACCACUCUUUGUGGUGUUCAAUUCAUGAAUUGAAAACUACCUAUUUAUUUUCUAUGAACAUUUUUCAAUUCAUGAAUUAGGAUGCAGAAUAAUAAUUCAGAUGGAACUGUUAACAGGCAUUUGCCAUGGAUUAUUGUCAAUAACUAACACCUCAUCAGCAAUCCCUCGAGGUUGAGGGUGAUCUCUUCUUCACAGUUAUUUUUUGUUGGUCAGAACUAACCGUUUUAUAAACAAAAUAUUUGCCAAUCUGUUUAUUUACCUUUCUUCAAGAAAAUGGACUACUUCUGCGCAUCUGCUGUCAUCCUCUACUCUAUCUACCUAUGCUGUGUGAGGUAAGCUUAAAAACAGGCUUUUUUCUCAUACUCUUCCUCAAUAAUAUUGUUGAUUUAACCCCUGUGGCAUACAGUAAAGACACUGAAGGAUAAUUGACAAAGACAAACUGCAUCAGUAUAGAACACAGACCUCAAUAAGCCAUGAGUGAUAAUAUUUAUGUUCAUCUAUGUUUAUAUCACAUACAUAACUCUUGCGGUUGGCAACAAAUAUUUCCUUCCAUAAAGUACUUUAUUCCUGGGUUUGUUAAUAGAUGCCUCAUAAAUACAAGGAACAUAUGUGAUUAUUAACCUCUGUAUGGUUACAUUUUAGGACAAUGUAUGAUAUGACAUUGACCCUUAUAUCUCCCCAGGACGUUGGGGCUGAAGAAGCCGGGGGUGUCCAGCAUGGUAGGGGUCCUGCUCAUCCUGGCCUUCACCUCCCACGUGUCUUACCUGACCUUCGUUAGCUUCGACUACGGUUACAACAUGGCUGCCAACGCCACCAUAGGUACAGUUAACCGUACCUUAGUCCAUAACAAGCAAAGAACACAAAUAUUUAAUGUUAGUGAAUUGUUCCCAUGGUAACAUUCACUUUAGCAUUUCCCUGCUUGCAGUCAGUCUCAAUCUCUCUCGUUUUCCCUACCACACUAUCCCCUACCCCCUCCACCCUCUCUCUCCUCAUUCCCGCCUCUCUCCACCACCUCCUGUUCCCUAUUCCUCCCCUUCCACAGGCAUAGUGAACCUGCUGUGGUGGCUGUGCUGGUGCUGGCAGAACCGGCGUACACUGCCCUACUGGUGGAAGUGUGGCUUGGUGGUGGUGCUGCUCCAUGGCCUGGCCCUGCUGGAGCUGCUUGACUUCCCGCCACUGUUUUGGGUCCUGGAUGCCCAUGCAGUCUGGCACCUCAGCACUGUGCCGGUGCACUUCCUCUUUUACAGGCACGUAGACCUCUUGUCUAUCGACCUACACCAGUGGAGGCUGGUGGAUAGAGAAAUGGGGAGGACAGGCUGAUUGUAAAUACUUGCUCCCACUUACUCUACAGAGCACUUUUUCACGUUUUUGAAAGCUAUAAACAGAGUGCUCACUCAAGUUCUUCUACUCCAAAAGUAGUCCUCAUAGAUAAUCCAUAAGAAAAGGACAGCACUUGAAACCUUUCAACAGCUUCCCCUCAACCUUUACACAACCAUCAUCCAACAUCUAGGCUUGCUUUCGUUUUGCACCUCUAUUCCCUAACCAACUUAGUCUCUUUUUUCCUCCACAGUUUCUUGAUAGACGACAGUCUCCAUCUACUCAACACAGAGAAGACUGGUGUGAAACUGGAGUAGCAGGAGCUCAUCACCACUUCACCCUGCCUCUUUCCUCACUCACCAAUCAAGGCAGCCGUGCACCAGAAUGGGGUGGAGCUCAGUCGCAAUGGCUACCUGCAUGGCACCUGUGCAUCCAUGAAUUCCAUCAAAGUAUAUACUUUUUUUGUUGAUUUUAUUUCAUGUUUUUUGGGGGGUUGAUGAAAUUAUUUCAAAUAAUAAUUUUUCACAUGAGAUUUUUCUUGACUUGAUGUUUGCAUUCAGUAAGCUUUGCCUUGUAUAGAGUGAGAAAUAAGGCCCCUUUGUCAUUAAACUUGAUCUAAAUAUUAAUAGAAUACUGGACAUUUUACACAGUAGACCAGAUGCACAUUGGGUAUCCACCGGCACGCAUGCAUAUCGAUUUGAUCAAAGUCCUCUACAGAAUAGGCUUCGUAGGCUUGAAGUUAGCCCCAUAACAGACACGGAAUGCAUUAGCUGUCAAAAUCGGGCAGUCCUUUGAAAGUGAUCGAAAACGGGGCCUUAAUCCCUGGGUCAUGUUCAAUAGGCACGAAAUGGAAGAAAGUGGUCUGAAACGAAGAGGUUCCAUCUGAACUCGUCCAAUGAGAAAUGGUGUGCCCUAAUAAACGCAACCCUCUUGUACAUGAGGGCAUGGUUUGAGUUUACAUUAUAGAAACUGCAGCUGCAUGUGCCCAAGUCCAUCUGUGCCAAAAGUGUCCCGACAUACAGAGUGAGAGAGGUGCCCCCUGUCAGGGUGGGGAUGCCAGCGGAUUGUUCUGGAGUGGGGGGAAGGGGACCAGGGAGCAUGUUUGGAGGCCAUUCCAGCUGACUAUUUUUUUUUUUUUUU